GUGAUUUUCACCAGCGAUGGUGCCAUCUCUGUGGCCUCCGAGUUUUGGGAAGUGGUAAGCACACUACAAAUAGCCGUCGAGCAAGACUACCAUUUCACUCUAUUCAAGAACUUUGACGGGAAAAAGACACUGGCUUUCUGCACAUCCAAACCCAACAUGGCACCUUUACUACAGGAUCCAGUCCUAGCACCCAACCCGAUUGCCCUCUCCAAAAAAGAGACUGCCAACAAGAGCGACAACAAGUUUCAGUACCGGCCAGGACGCACUACCAUUGAACACCACGGUUACUAUCCCUAUGAUGAUCUACUACCGUCAUUUCCCAAUGUCCACUGGGGCCCUAUAGAAGAAACCCCAUACGAAGAUAAGGGCCUCCAGGGCGAUACCAAAUUUCGUAACCUAUUGCAGGAUGCGACUGAUAUAUUCGACUACACGCCAAAGAUCGGAACAGAGGUCCUUGGGGUCAAUCUCUCCAAGCUAACAGAUGCACAAAAGAACGACUUAGCUCGACUUGUUGCCGUCCGCGGGGUCGUUAUGUUUAGGAACCAGGGGGAUUUCGACAUUGAAGCUCAACGUGAGCUGGGGAAACAUUUCGGAAAGUUGCACAGGCAUGCAACAACCGCUGUCCCGAAGAAGGGUGGCUUGGAGGACGUCCAUGUCAUUUUCUCUGGGGACAACUCCACUGACCAACGAGCAAUGUUUACGCCCAGCUUUCUUUGGCACUCUGAUGUGACCUACGAAGUCCAACCACCUUCUUACACCUCGUUGAAGCUUCUGACGGGACCUCCUCGGGGAGGAGGUGGUGACACCCUCUGGACAUCUCAAUAUGCGGCGUAUGAUGCCCUUUCGCCGUAUAUGCAGACGUACCUAAAGGGCUUAACUGCUCUCCAUUCAGCAGAUAUGCAGGCAUCCGACACACGGGCUGCUGGGCGGGCUGUGCGCCGCGAGCCAGUCACCACAGAGCAUCCUUUGAUUCGGACUAAUCCUGUUACAGGCUGGAAUAGCCUAUUUUUCAACCCUGGAUUUGUGACGAAGAUAGUUGGGAUUCCCAAGACUGAGAGUGAUGCUAUUAUCAGAUACCUCACCGAGGUUAUUGCAACAACGCAGGAGAUUCAUGCUCGCUUCCAGUGGGGGGAAAAUGAUGUGGCUAUUUGGGAUAAUCGAACUACGAACCAUUCCGCUUCUUAUGGAUUUGCUCCACACCGUCGCCACGCUGUUCGGGUAGCUUGCCAUGCUGAGCGCCCUGUCCUCGAUCCGGCAGGAAAAUCACAGGAGGAAGAAUACAUUGCACUUUAUAACUUGCCAGCUGUUAACAAAGAUGGCUCACGCCAAUCAAACUAUAAUGAUUGA
Aspergillus tanneri is the source of this 1347-nucleotide messenger RNA. Its product is annotated as TauD/TfdA dioxygenase family protein. The transcript is spliced from 5 exons. Lineage: Eukaryota; Fungi; Ascomycota; Eurotiomycetes; Eurotiales; Aspergillaceae. Gene Ontology annotation, molecular function: 2-oxoglutarate-dependent dioxygenase activity. Gene Ontology annotation, cellular component: cytoplasm. The annotation marks the transcript as partial. The record is from RefSeq and is a predicted model, not a curated record.